AUGGAUGGAGGAGAGUGUAGAGUGUUGAGGGCCGAUGUUGCCAACUCUAGGCUUGAGUCUCUCUUGUUGGAGAUCUCGGCAUAUUCACCGACUUCAAAUUUGGCCAAAGUUACGGAGAAGAUCACUAAAGCUGUGCUACAGAUUAAUGAAUUCGAACUUUUGCCCAAACUGCUCGACUCACAUUUACAGUCGUACGUUGACACGAUCUUGGCCAGCUAUAUUCUACUGCAGAAACGAAACCCCUUGCUCUGUAAGCACUUGGCUGAACUCAUCUAUGUUCUCACUAAGGUACGAGGAUAUAAGGUAGUGGGAAAUCACUUCCCGAACGAUGUUUAUGACGUUCCUAAUCUUCUCAAAGUGCUCAAUUCGGAAAAGGUCGACGACUUUGAAACUUACUUGAAUUUACUCUGGCUCUCCACACUCGUAAUGGUGCCAUUUCCACUUGCCAGCAUUCAGGCAGGCCUUGAGAAUGACAUUGCCGAAGUGGCGGUCAGGUUUAUGACUAUCCGGACAAACGCAUCCAAAUCCCAGCUUAUGCUGCUGAUUUUACUCUCCAACUUGGUCACCCGCCCUGACUGUUCCCAUCUCCUAUCAGAGUACGUGGAGGAAACCUCUCAAGAUUGGGUGUCGAUGGACCAGAACGCUAAGCUUGGACAUCUCAUGGCAUUCAACCACAUAUUGAAACGAUACUCGAACCAAACAGUGUUGGAUCUGGCACCAAUAAUCUACUCCAAAAUGGUUUACCUUGACUUUACUCAACAUAAACAUAAUCCAUCCUAUCAUGUGAACUCAAUUCAUGUGCUCUAUUUGAUCAAGGUUUCAGCCAAAAUUGCGAGAAUUGCCGUACUAGCAGAUGAUUUCGCUACUGUGGCUUCGAUUUUAAAUAACUACAUCCAUGAGGUUGUAGACUCAUUGGGAGAUCGGUUCGACGCUAAACUUCGGGAAUCCACCGCCAAAAAUUUGUGCAAAAUCGUCUCUUUUCUCAAUACAAAAGCGGUGAAUUAUGCAUCUCAACUCACAUGGUUUGUCACAGACCAACUACGGAUCCCCGAGUUAAGGUGCGGAAGCUUCGUGGAUGAUCUUGCAGUUUCUUCAAAGAAUCUCGUUGUUUCAAGAUAUCACACGGUAAUCUUAUUCUUGGGAUUUCUAGCAUUGACAAAAUCCGCUCCCUUUGAAAUGGUAGUGACGAUUCUCUCUGUUUUUCACUCGACUUGUACCAUUUCAAAGAGCACUUUCUCGUUUGUUCAAGGCUCUCAACUUCGAGAUGCCUCGUGUUUUGCUGCUUGGGCAAUUAUAAGGUCGCUCAAAAUGGAAGAUUUCUCCAAGUUACAGGGAGCAUAUCCUAAUUUAUGGCAUACAGUGUUCUCCGAUAUUAUGAGGAUCAUCAUUUUUGACGAAGAUUUCACUAUUCGACGCUGUGGAAUUGCUGUACUCCAAGAAUUUGUUGGUCGAUUUGGCUCUACCUACUUCAAAAUUAUUUUCCCUGAGAAGAAUAACAACGAGACAGGAGCAUUGACAUUGCAUUUAAUUGAAUUGUUCCAGUCUUCUGCUGUGUCUAGUCCUAGAGAUGCUCAUUUGUUGAUCUUACAAGUUAUCGAACUAGGUUUCCCCAAAUCUCUCUUUUACGGUUCACUAUUCGAAGAGAUGAUCAACAGGGAGGUCCGCUUUGAGUCACGGAAGUUGGGUGGUCAUUACUUGACUAAGCUCUGUGCUCUCUCUCCCUCUUAUGAAUGGCCUGGACAGUCACAGUAUUCCACUGCUGAGAUCGUACAAUCACUCAUUUCAUUGUACGGAAAAGCAGAUAUGACAUCCUUGUACUCUCUAGGGGAGUUUCUUUUUGCUGGUUUAGUGAAUGAUCAGCAAUAUACUUCGAUUUCUGAGAUUAUUGAAAACGUUCAUUUUGAUCACCACCGCAACAAGCCCUUCCAAGCUGAGAGCUUGCUUCAUUUGUAUAACGCUUACUUGCCAGGGGCAAGUACUUUUCCAACUAACUUAGAAGAAAAUAUUCUUUCAAUCACGCGCUUGGGGCCGCUGGAAGACCUUUUUAUUGAAUUGCAGGUGAUGUUUGACUUCCUUGCAGCUUCAAAUGCUCUGCCUAUUAGACCCUGGGAAUUAAUUCGAUAUAUCGAACACGGGAAUAUCCUAUUGGCUCAAACAUCAACGAAAUACAUCAUAUCGCAAAAUGUUUUGAGUACAGCACAAGCGAUAGUUCUAAAUCCCAAGGUCAAUGCUGACACUCGUGCAUUAUUAGUUUCAUCACUAGGGAAAGCAGUCAAAUUGACCGAAGAAACGGGAAUCAGUGAUGAAUUUUCGGAAAUGGUUCUUUCUCUGCUUGAUGACUAUACUCUUACCACUGAAGGAGAUGUGGGGCUGAAGGUCAGAGGAGCUGCAUUAAUGGUACUCGAGAACCAUCCCGAUUUCGCAAGACAUUUGGGCAAUGAAGUGGAACAUAGACUUAUCAGAUUAGCAGGGGAGCCCAUGGACAAACUUCGGGUCUGGUCGUUUCGGCUUCUAUGUGAAAUCAAGAAUAUUGAUACAUAUAAGAAGAACUACCAAAUCUAUUUGAGUGAUUACAACCAGUAUUUUAUAGAUUUGGUGCAUUUCUACAAUGUACACAUGAGCGAAGAUUUGACACCAUCGUUCUGGAAGGGGAUUGUUCAUACUUCAGGAGGUUUAACUGGCAGUAACUUGCUUAUCAACAUUUCGCUCAGGCAAGUCUUGGUGAUCGCUAAUGAGUUAAAUGGGCCAGACGUCGUGGUAAGUCAACUACUCAAACUACUUCGGAUUCCUCCGCAGCAGAAGGUGGCCGAUUUGGACCAGAGAACCAGAAAGACAUUCAAUAUGGCUCUCAAUUUGCUUGGAAGAAUAUUCGACUCUGGAGUUGAAUUGAGCCCCGAGUUUCUGUUUGAAGCUCUUUUCAUUCGGACGUACAAUUUGCAGAUAAACACCACAGACUCCACAAGAAUCCGUCUAGCUCUCAAGGUUUUCCAGCACCUUUCCACUUCACAACAUUGCAAUGCAGAGAUACGAGUGAAGAGUCGAAAGCGACUUUGCUGGAUUACAUGUUUCCAUCCAGCAGAGAAAGUCAGGGCUUCAAGUGCCGACUGUCUCUUCGAGAUAUGUAACGAACUUGAUCUGCAUAAUGAGAUCUUGACCUCGGUUGAGGAUGCAACGUGGGCGAUGUCUAAAAAAUCUAAGGCUGAUCUACAAAAACUUGAACAAGCAUAUUUAAGUAUGUGA
Messenger RNA from Sungouiella intermedia, 3240 nucleotides. The record is from the annotation of a GenBank genome assembly. Lineage: Eukaryota; Fungi; Ascomycota; Pichiomycetes; Serinales; Metschnikowiaceae.